Symsagittifera roscoffensis is the source of this 594-nucleotide messenger RNA. RefSeq lists its product as uncharacterized. Bases 167 to 472 code for a protein of 101 amino acids. The record is from RefSeq and is a predicted model, not a curated record. Gene Ontology annotation, biological process: protein dephosphorylation; calcineurin-mediated signaling. Gene Ontology annotation, molecular function: phosphatase binding; calcium-dependent protein serine/threonine phosphatase regulator activity; calcium ion binding. Gene Ontology annotation, cellular component: calcineurin complex. The transcript has 3 exons. Lineage: Eukaryota; Metazoa; Xenacoelomorpha; Acoela; Convolutidae.
ACGGAAAAGAAAAAGAGUUCUUGGGGUGGUAGUGCAGAUAGGGAGGGGGGAACUGUGGACGCUGACUGAUAUCCCCGAGUGUACUGCCAAUCCAUUCAUAGAAGCAGGCGGCAGACUCUAUUGCAAAGACGAUGGCGCGAUUGACUCAUUUGAGUUUAUCAAACUGAUGAACAUGUUCUCCCCCAAGACCCCGGCAGACAACAAGCGUCGCUUCCUGUUCCGCAUGCUCGACAUCUACCUCACAGACUACAUAGACUACGACGACGUGUUCCGCUUCCUCAAGAUGAUAUUGGGGCCAGCGGUGCCAGAUCACCGUCUGAUAGAAGUUUCGCAAGUUGUCCUAUCGAGGAAAGACUUGAAGUAUCCUGGGAAAGUCUGCUACGAAGAUUUCUGCAAGUUUGUGUCCCUGCAAGAAGCACAUUUGAGGUUAACAGUUGCCAUUCAGUUUCCACGGGGCAACGAGAACAGAUAAAUGCAUAAUCUUUGAAUAUUUUGUUGAAAACGUACUAUACUCAGUUAUUGCUCUCAUUUUCAUAUUUAGUGUCUAUAAUUCAGUGCACUCUUCUUAAAUUAAAAAUACAACACGUGCUUCAA